This is a messenger RNA of Fusarium proliferatum ET1, 210 nucleotides long. RefSeq lists its product as uncharacterized. The transcript has a single exon. The record is from RefSeq and is a predicted model, not a curated record. NCBI's taxonomy places the organism in Eukaryota, Fungi, Ascomycota, Sordariomycetes, Hypocreales, Nectriaceae. The coding region runs from base 1 to 210 and encodes 69 amino acids.
AUGACGCGGGAGUGGCUGAUGGCCUGGAAAAGAAUUGUGGUGUCCAGAGUAGACGCGCCCAGAUUCGCAUUUCUACACAGAAGAAGUGGCCAAGUUGCGACACAAGCGCUUUCCAUGAGGCCAGAAUGGCUGAGAAAUCAGGAGGCGGUUCCCUUCACUGCCAAGAGAGUCGAUAUUGUCGAUGAUGGCAAAGAUGAUUUGCAUGGGUAA